AUGGAGGAUGAUUUGUACAUUCAGGAACUUGAAGAUUACAUUAGACAACACCAAAUUCAGAAGAUUCUUAGGGAGUCUAUAGUAAACCUUUGUCUGUACCGUCCAAAUGAUCCGAUUCGAUUUCUUCGUGAAUAUUUUGAGUCCCUUGAAUCCUCUAGUCAGCCUGAAACUACCUCAAAUAAAGCAGCAAAACGGUCUGUGCAGAUGGGAAGCCAAACAUCAGAAUCGCUUGGCCAAAUUCCUAGUCAUCCGUCCCCUGUAAUUUCUCACGAGUCCACUAGAGAUGCCGAAAACAUUCCUCCAAAUGAGCCGUCAGCAAGUGCUCAACGUCGUUAUUCUGGUGACCCCAGUCUGUCUACUCAGAAUGGCCUCAGUGAUGUUGACGAUAUCAGUGGAAGUAAUGCGGAAGUGUGUUUUCAAUCCUCUCCUACUCCUGGUGUUGCCAACUACAUGGUACCAAAUCCUAUCUCCGCUAAACGCCGCGUAAGGCGUGGAGCUGUCAGUGGGGAGGUUUAUACUGAAGAAGACGCAGCGUCGUACAUAAAAAAGGUUGUUCCCAAAGAUUACAAGACAAUGACAGCACUUUCUAAAGCCAUUGCUCGCAAUGUCCUUUUUGCUCAUUUGGAUGAAAAUGAACGAAGUGAUAUCUUCGACGCCAUGUUUCCUCUUCAUCGCAGUCGUGGUGACAUUAUUAUCAAGCAGGGCGACGAAGGAGACAACUUCUACAUAAUUGACCAAGGAGAAGUGGAGAUAUUCGUGAACGGUGAAUACGUGAGCUGCAUCGGGGAGGGAGGCAGUUUUGGGGAGCUGGCUUUGAUAUACGGAACUCCAAGGGCCGCGACUGUGAAGGCGCGCAGUGAUGAGGUGAAGCUCUGGGGCAUCGAUCGCGACUCCUACCGCCGUAUUCUCAUGGGGAGUACCAUCCGACGGAGGAAGAUGUACCAGGACUUUCUGGCACGUGUGCCCAUCCUAGAUAAUUUAGAGAAAUGGGAGCGACUAACCGUAGCGGAUGCUUUGGAGCCGGUUCGAUUUGAGACAGGAGAGUGCAUUGUCCAACAAGGCGACCCUGGCGAUGACUUUUACAUAAUCAUCGAGGUUCGAGAAGUUGCUCUAUUGUUGGACCGCCCGCGGGCAGCCACUGUGGUGGCACAGGGCCCAUUGCGUUGUGUCAAACUCGACCGCAAACGCUUCGAACGCGUCAUGGGACCCUGCUCGGAUAUCCUCAAACGCAACAUUGCUAAGUACAACAGCUACAUUUCCCUCACAGUAUGA
Messenger RNA from Mesocestoides corti, 1272 nucleotides. The record is from the annotation of a GenBank genome assembly. Lineage: Eukaryota; Metazoa; Platyhelminthes; Cestoda; Cyclophyllidea; Mesocestoididae.